AGGUGAGGGCUGAGCGGCGCUGCGGGCGGCAGGCGGGCGGGAAUGGCUCCGGAGCGCCAGGUAACGGUGUGUGGGGCUCGCUGGGAGCCGAGGUCGGUGGCUGACGGGUGGCUGAAGGGUGUUUUCUGCUCUGGUAUGAGCGAGCUGCUGUUAAACGCGUUCCUGGGAGCUGUUACUGUCGUGCCGUGAGCUUUUGUUGUCAGCUGUUGUGGCUUUGUGAGGUUUUGUGAGCAUUGGACUUUAGGGCACUGAGGCCCUGGCAGCGCUGCCCAGAGCUGUGGGUGCCCCAUCCCUGAGGUGCCCGAGGCCAUGGAUGGGCCCUGGGCAGCUGAGCUGGGGGCAGCCAGCACAUGGCAGGGUGGGGGAUCCCUGAGCUCCCCUCCAUCCUCAGCUACUCUGAUUUCCAUCUUAAGAAGGGUUGAGAGGGAUCCCCCGGGCUGGAGGUGGAGCACAAACAUCUGCGUUUUCCUACAAUAAUAACUGAAUUUCUUUGGCACCUUUUAUCCCCGUAGUGUAGUUUACUAACUUUUGCAAAGGAAAUCUAAUUCAGCCCAUGCUGUGGAUGGAGUCCCAGCCCCUGCUGAGCGCACCCAGCAAGUUUCCCAGCUGGACCUUGUUUCUGGCUGUGUGCUCGGUGGGAAUUGGAGGGACCUUUCAGUAUGGAUAUAACGUUUCCAUUAUCAAUGCCCCCACUCAGCACAUCCACAAGUUCUUAAAUGAAACCUGGGCCAGUCGUUAUCACGUGGAGCUCAAUCCCAAUCUGCUGACUUUUCUUUGGUCUGUCAUUGCUUCUAUCUUUUCACUUGGAGGUCUGUGUGGAGCCCUUAUUGGAGGCAGCAUGGCAAUUCAGCUCGGCAGGAAAGGAGCUCUUCUGAUGAAUAACGUUAUAGCCAUACUGGCUGCCAUUUUAAUGGGGAUCAGUUUUUCAACAGGGUUGUUUGAGUUGCUGAUUGUUGGAAGGUUUUUGAUCGGUAUAAAUUCAGGUGUUGGGCUCUGUGUGCAACCCUUGUACCUUGGGGAGAUUGCCCCAAAACAUCUCCGAGGAGGCAUGGCCAUGGGCAGCUCCAUCUUUCUGACUGGGGGCAUUCUGGCAGGACAAAUAAUUGGUUUGAGGGAAAUAUUAGGUGCAGAAGCAUAUUGGCCUCUUUUGCUAUCCAGCAGCUGUGUUCCAGCAUUUGCCCAACUUUUGUUCCUGCCAUGGUUUCCUGAAAGUCCCAGAUAUCUUCUUAUUGAUAGAGGUGAUGAGCUGAGCUGUGCCAAAGCUCUGAAGCGAUUUCAUGGUUCUUCACAGUACCAAAGGGAGAUGGCAGACAUACAGCAGGAGUGCUUUGCCUUAGAUGGGGAGAAACCCAAGAAGCCCUGGCAGCUCUUCACUGAUGGCACUGUGCGAUGGCAGCUCAUUGCUGUCGUUGUGAUAACUAUGGGCCAGCAGCUCAGUGGGAUAAAUGCUAUUUAUUUCUAUGCAACCUAUGUUUUCGAGCAAGCUGGGAUCUCAGCUGAGGAAAUCCCCUAUGUGACUCUGGGCACUGGCGCUUGUGAAUGCCUCACAGCACUCACCUGUGGUUUACUUAUAGACCGCGUGGGAAGAAGAUAUCUCAUCCUUGGGGGAUACCUCCUUAUGACCCUCUGGAGCAUUGUUUUAACGUUCUCCCUGACUUACCAGGAGCUGUACUCCUGGGUGCCAUAUGUGAGCAUGAUGUCAAUAUUUGCCUUCAUACUGAGCUUUGGGCUGGGACCAGGUGGCAUAACCAACACGCUGACAGCUGAAAUCUUUGUGCAGUCUUCACGUCCUGCUGCCUGCAUGAUUGGAGGGACUGUUAGCUGGGUUAGUUUCUUCACCAUUGGAAUGCUUUUUCCUUUUAUAGUGAAAGGACUGAAGCAGUACUGCUUUGUGGUGUUCUUACUGGAGUGCUCCUUAGUUGCUGCUUUCAUCUUCCUCGUAAUUCCUGAGACAAAAAACAAAUCCUUUCUGGAGAUCAAAAAGGAAUUCCACAAACUUAAUUUUGGAAGAAAAAGCAAAGAAAAGGAAACGGAACUUAAUGAAAGAAGCCAACUCCGUGGUGAACAUUGAAGUAUAUUCACAGCUAUGACAGAAUGACUUUCAUGAGAGUUAGAAAUGCUGCCCUCUAAAUGAGCACUGUAGCACUAUGAACAAGGAGUUCAUUACUUCCUCCUGCAUAUUGAGAGGAAGUUUAAGUAAAGGCAAGUAAAUCUUCCUAAGAUGCUCUUACCACAGAUACUGCUGAACUGCUGUUAGAACGAAUUAUACAGAAGACUCAAUGUUUAGAUAAGAUUUGAUGUAAGAAUGCAGAAGUGGUGGUAGUGGUUGUUAAAUGAAUUCCACUCCUCACUGCCUCCAGCAGCUGCCUUUGGGUAGGCACUGUGCUUCAGUAGCUCUCUUAGUUCUAAGCCCUUUCUUCAGAUCCAGGCAUCUGUUUGUGCUUUACUGAAGAAUAUACAGCUCAUAUAAGAUUGAAGGCCAUUAAAUCCCUGCUCGUUCUCCUGCACACACACAGGCAGUCUGUCUCAAAGCAAUCAAGGCAGUGUGACACUGAUGUGAUUUAUCUUCUUUAGAUUAGCUUAAGUAAUAAUGAGGUUUAUUAGAAAGAUUUGUUUCCCAAAACAGUAAUAAUAAAGACAGGACCUGUUUUGA
Molecule: messenger RNA, 2653 nt
Organism: Gallus gallus (chicken)
Lineage: Eukaryota; Metazoa; Chordata; Aves; Galliformes; Phasianidae
Gene: SLC2A11L5
Product: solute carrier family 2 member 11-like 5
Exons: 12
Coding region: 554-2071 (505 amino acids)
Biological process (GO): monosaccharide transmembrane transport
Cellular component (GO): membrane
Molecular function (GO): hexose transmembrane transporter activity
Source: RefSeq, a predicted model, not a curated record